Molecule: messenger RNA, 719 nt
Organism: Melampsora larici-populina 98AG31
Lineage: Eukaryota; Fungi; Basidiomycota; Pucciniomycetes; Pucciniales; Melampsoraceae
Exons: 5
Source: RefSeq, a predicted model, not a curated record
ACCAUCUCCUAUUUCCAACCUGUUCCAGCUCAUGAACCACAUCGAUGUCAAUACUAACUUUCGAUAGCGAACUUUGGACAACUUGUCUUCCCUUUCUCACUAAUCCUAUCAAUGUAGUCUUACUUGUUAUUCUAGGAUACGCAAUCAUACCACUCUUUCCUUCCUUCAAAUUUGAUGAUCUAAGGUCACCUGAAGAUGUCACUGAAAUUAAACAAGAUUUGAAGAUCGAAACUAGUCCGAUUCAAUAUAAUUGGAAGCCAGCUAAACUUCCGGAUAGUGUGGUGUGGAGAACUUAUACCCCACUCGAACUUCGGUCAUUUGAUGGAGCUAAUGGUGGAAAGAUUCUUUUUGCCAUCAACAAACUGGUUUAUGAUCUUUCUUCUGGUCGUAACUUUUAUGGUCCAGACGGCCCUUAUGGUAACUUUGCAGGCCGGGAUGCCUCACGUGGGUUAGCAAAGCAGACGUUUGAAGAGUCAAUCCUGACUCCCAUAGAUGCACCCAUUGAUGAUCUGGGUGAUCUCACUGAGCUAGAAUUGACUGCUCUCAGUGACUGGGAGAUGCAUUUCAAAGCCAAAUAUGUUAUCUGCGGUGAAUUGAUUGAAAACGCAGAACGAGCCUCACAACCUCUGUGAAACGCUGACCCAUAUUGAGGUCGUUGACCUCAAUGUAUUAUUUGUACCUGAUUCCGAUUUUGCUCAAUUCGUGUAGCAUGCCUCGAG